Symbiodinium natans is the source of this 1386-nucleotide messenger RNA. NCBI's taxonomy places the organism in Eukaryota, Dinophyceae, Suessiales, Symbiodiniaceae. The record is from the annotation of a GenBank genome assembly.
AUGAACAUCAAUCAUCAUCAGUACGACAAGCGACGCAGACACCUGCACGUGCGAGGGACGAAGCAGCAAGAAGAGGCCGCCAGCAAGGUGACAACUUCUUCAUCCUCUUCGAGGCCGUGGUGGCUUCGAGACUGGCGCACUGGCACAAAGGCCUUUGCAAGGGCCUGGGUACGUUGUGGCCUGCAUGAAGCUGAGAGAGGCAUCUACCUCCUGGCAGCCAAGUGGGAGCGGCUGGCACGGAGCUCAAAGACAGGCCAGAAUGAUUCAUUGCACUUCAACGAGUAUCUCAGGGAUCCGAUGGCAGCGAUGCCCUGGUUGGCGUGCCAGCGUACAGCACCACGCCACUCGGCAGAGAUCCGGCAGCUGCAGGCAGGGGACACCAAGACACCAGAGAGGCUAGGCGAAGCGCCAUUUCUGAUUCAAAAUGUGCGCCGCAAGAGCCUGACAGCUGGUGUCUGUGAGGAGGAGGUGGAAGGGACAGAGCCCGUGGGCAGUGCAACCAGCACAGCUGUCUGGAUCUCAGAAGUGCGGAGUUCUGAAUCCUACUCCUCUUCCGUCCUGGCGUCCGUUCAGCUGAGGUACACGGAUGGCAUGAGCUCACAAUGGGCUUUGCAGGCCUUCAUUAGUGCAGCGGGCCAUGCCUUUUGGGCGAGCUCCUUCAGCCGCUGCCGCGGCUCGUUCACAGUGUCGAAGGAUGGCUAUCAGGCCUUUCUCCGGAGCCCAGAUGCUUCGGUCGGAGCUGCAGUUCUCAUGGAGACUAGCCUUAUCUCAGUGGAUGUGGCGCGGAUUCUGAUGGCCGAUGCUGAGAGAAAUUUUGCUUCCUUGGAAGAUGCCCGUAUCGUCCACGCUGUCGGUGAUGAGAUGAGCACAGAGGUCUGGCCGAAGGAACGACCCAAUUGCCUUCAGCCUUGCGGUAAGGGCUGCUUCUGCAUGGCAGCGAAGCACUAUGAUGACAUUUACUUCUGUGACUGCACGGGCCGCAAUGCUGAGAACGAGAGGGUUUAUCGACAGGAGUUCUCAUACGCCGACUUGACCAAGCAUCCCGACAAGAAGGGCAAAGUGGAUCCUGCUUGGAAGCAUGACAAGUGCCUGGCCUCGGCGGGCGCUCCCUGUGGUGCCCUUUUUGCGGAGCUUCGGGACGUGUCGCAGGUGCUCUCAGAACAAACUGGUCUGCGCCCACUCGGCGCCGCUGUCUUCCAGGGCCAUGCCGUUUGGAGCUCGGACCAGCUCAUGUCGGAGGUGGCUCGGGGAAGCUGGGGUCUGGCCCGUGCGCAUGGCAACGAUUUGGCAGUUCCUGAAGGUGAUGCGGAGGAACGGUGGUCCAUGCUUUGGCAGCAGAGACAAGUUGUGCCAAGAACUUCAGAUGUGCGGGGCUCGAGGAUCUGA